UCUGGUUCGAAGCAAACACUUUAAUCGAUUUCUGGGUUCAAGGAUUGGUUCUGAUCAACCGAGAUGAUCACAGAUCGAUCAGGUGACACAGAAACACGUGACCUCAUCGACCAACAACUUCGCGUGUGUUCAGGUUUUAACGCAGUGUUUGUACGGUACAACCUGGGGCCUGGAGUGGCCGUGGAGCUGCAGGCGGAGGCCAGUGUGGCUGAGCUGAAGGAACUGGUGGGGAGUCAGCAAGGAGUCCCUCCUCAGGAGCUCCGGGUUCUGUUCGCUGGUAGAGAACUGCAGAGCUCCUCCUCCCUGCAGGGUUGUGACCUGCCUGAGCAGAGCACGGUCCACGUGGUCCUCCCUCCACCUGACUCUUCCUUCUCCCAGCUGCUCCUCCUGCAGGAGCGUCUGGCUCUGGGAGGAGAGAAGGAGAAGCAGGACGGCCUGACCACGCUGGACCUGAGCUCCUCACGGCUCCCCGCCACCUCCUCAGGGCUGGCUGUCAUCCUGGAUGGGGCAGGAGGACGAGCGAGAGGUGAAGAUCAGGGAAAAGAACAACAGGCUGCAGCUCCAAAAGGUACCCGUAGUACCUUCUUUGUGUACUGUAAACGCUGCUUGUCCAUCCAGUCAGGGAAACUUCGCGUUCGCUGUAGGAGCUGCAGACAGAUGACGCUGACGCUCAGCAGGGGUCCAUCUUGCUGGGACGACGUUCUUCUCCCCGGACGAAUCCAUGGCAUCUGUCAGUCUAAAGAUUGCCGCGGCAACGAGGCGGAGUUCUACAUGAAGUGUGCGUCUCACCCAACAUCAGAGGACGACGUCUCUGUUGCCCUCGACCUUGUCCUGCCCAACAUCAGGAGAGUCCCGUGCAUCGGCUGCACCGACGUCAUGGACGUGGUUCUGGUCUUCCAGUGUUCGGACCGUCAUGUGAUCUGCCUGGACUGUUUCCAUCGUUACUGCCAGAGUCGGCUGAAUGAGCGACAGUUUGUUUAUAAUCCUGUGAUUGGAUACUCACUACCGUGUGCAGCUGGUUGCGAAAAUUCUCUGAUCAAGGAGUUGCAUCACUUCCGGAUCCUGGGAGAUGAUCAGUACGGCCGGUACCUGCAGUACGGCGCAGAGGAGUGUCUGCAGACCAUUGGAGGAAUGAUGUGUCCUUCACCUGGCUGUGGGGCAGGGCUUCUCCCAUCUGACGCCAGCAGGAGGGUGGAGUGUGACAGGCAGCUGGGCUGCGGCUUCGUCUUCUGCAGAGACUGCAGGGAGGGUUACCAUGAGGGGCCAUGUGAGAUCCUUGUAGCCCCGCCCACAGGGGAUGGCUCACAGGGUUUUGUGGUGGGGGAGGAGGCAUCUCAGAGAGGGAGGUGGGAGCAGGCGUCUCUGCUCCUCAUCCAGGAGUCGACCAAACGAUGCCCUCGCUGUUUGGUUCCUGUGGAGAGAAACGCGACUGAUUUCACUUCAGGAUACUUCCAGAUGCUGCUCACCAAAGUUCUCCAACAUCUGAUACGGAAUUUCAAAAUUAAAUCCCCUCAAAGUCUGUAUUUUUAUAAUUUAUCCAAAUAGCUGGGUUUAAUUAUUUACAUGGUGACAACCUCUACCAAUUUAAACAAAAUAUAUCGGAAGACAUUUCCAGCUGGUUUACCUCCCAACUUUCAGGACAUCUUCCUCUAAGCCUGGGAACUGCUCAUGGAACCAUCACAUGUGUCAUUGCUAAGAAAUUAAAUUUAAUGUCCCAAUAAAACAUACAAUUACAAAAG
Girardinichthys multiradiatus is the source of this 1739-nucleotide messenger RNA. It is a transcript of the gene prkn, whose product is annotated as parkin RBR E3 ubiquitin protein ligase. Bases 64 to 1545 code for a protein of 493 amino acids. The record is from RefSeq and is a predicted model, not a curated record. Gene Ontology annotation, cellular component: cytoplasm; ubiquitin ligase complex; endoplasmic reticulum. Gene Ontology annotation, molecular function: ubiquitin protein ligase activity; ubiquitin conjugating enzyme binding; zinc ion binding. NCBI's taxonomy places the organism in Eukaryota, Metazoa, Chordata, Actinopteri, Cyprinodontiformes, Goodeidae. Gene Ontology annotation, biological process: positive regulation of proteasomal ubiquitin-dependent protein catabolic process; regulation of cellular response to oxidative stress; autophagy of mitochondrion. The transcript has 11 exons.